Molecule: messenger RNA, 589 nt
Organism: Cannabis sativa
Lineage: Eukaryota; Viridiplantae; Streptophyta; Magnoliopsida; Rosales; Cannabaceae
Product: phosphopantothenoylcysteine decarboxylase subunit VHS3-like
Exons: 3
Coding region: 47-589 (180 amino acids)
Source: RefSeq, a predicted model, not a curated record
CUUCAUUUCGUUGAGGUGUUUUGUUGAUUUUAAUUUCAAAUCUGUAAUGACUGUAAUUAAGGAUAUCCAAGAGAAGGUUAAUGCCAUUCAUCGUCGUCCUUCUGACGAGGGAAAGUCAUCGGAUGAAUUAGUAACUCAAGAUUCUGAUGAUGAUCCUGAUGAUGAUGAUGAUGAUGAUGAUGCCGAGGAUGAUGACAAGCAAUUGCCUGAUCCAGAAAAUAUUGAUUCCGACUCCGACGAUGGUGGUGAGUUGGUUAAAGUUGGUGGGGAUGCUGAUGAUGCUGACAAGGCUGUUACUGCUGUCCCUUCUGCUGAUGUGAAUCCUUCUGAGGAUGUUGGAGGGAGUGAUAAAAAUGUUAAGGAUGUUGAGAAGCCGAAGGGCGAUGAGUCUCGAUUGAAGGGGGACGAUUUCUUUGAUGGGUUGAGCCAGCUUGUAAUAGAUGAUGAUCAAGUUGUGUUGGCUGGCUUGGAGGCUGUUGCUAAAAUCAAUGUCCCCGCACCCAAUCCAGAUGUUGUUGGUGAAAAGUCAGAUGCCAUUCAUACUGAUGAAGAAACGAGGAUCCGUCUGCGAUACACCUCUGUUGGAUAA